Rotaria sp. Silwood1 is the source of this 1163-nucleotide messenger RNA. The record is from the annotation of a GenBank genome assembly. Lineage: Eukaryota; Metazoa; Rotifera; Eurotatoria; Philodinida; Philodinidae.
GUAAAUGAUUUAAAUGUAUAUGAAGUAUUUGUAAUAUAAUAUUAUUCAUUCUUUUCGUUAGAUUCAUCAAUAUCAACUAUCAACAUUAUCACAUAAUAAUGCAGGAAAAAAAUCUAAAAAAUCAAAUUUCGAAUGUCGUGUUUGUGGUGGACCAGCAUAUGGCUAUAAUUUUGAUCAAAUAACUUGUGAAUCAUGUAAAGCAUUUUUUCGUCGAAAUGCAUUCCGAGAUAUGGUAAUAAAUAUUGAAAUCAUUAAAAUAUAACUCACAAAGUUUUGAAGAUUCUAUUCUAAAUACUUGAAUGUAGAAAUAUUGAGUCUUUUCAAGGCUAAGUUAACUAAUUCUUUGAAAUAUCUCUUUUGAAAAUUGUUAUAUACAAUACAAUUAUUCGAGCAAAUAUCAGUUUUAUAGAUUCAUUGAUUUUAUAUCAAACAUAUACAUGUAACUAAGAUACAUGAGAAUCACGAGAAUUUAGUAUAUUUAUAAUAUAUGAUGUUCAGAAAGUUCUUGGUCAAUGAAAAAUUUCAAGUCAUAUCUAAGUAUUCGGUCUUGUGCAUGAUCGAAUAAUAUAAAUAUGACUUGACAUUUUGACCUUGAAUAGGUCAUCCUGUCAUGUGAUUGUCUAGAGGGUUUUUUGUUUGAAAAGUUUAAUUUGUUCUAUGAGAUAUUUAAUGAUCAAAAGAGUUGGUACUCAAAAUCUUUAAUUAUGCAAUGUCUUCAUUAGAAAUGAUGUUUCUUUUUCUAACUGAAAUUUCCAAAAUAAUUUAAUAAAGUCAGAUCAUGUCAGUCUUACUCAAUAUUCGACUAGGUAGCUUAUUUUAAGGCUUCAUAUUGAACGAAAGCAGUCAUCAAUUCGGAUUGGCAAUGUACAAGGAAAGUUCUUUUGAACUUACGAUAGUCAGUCUCAUCGAGUCUUACAUUUGGAGAAAUUAUGAAUUCGAUUGAUAUCCGACAGUUAAAUCCUUUUAAUGGCAUGAUUAAGAAGCAAAUUUCAAACAAGCAUUCGGUAGACAUUUCAACGUGUCGGUCUCAGCUUUCUUUGGACGUCGAAAAUCUAUAUUGAUGGCCACAGUUUAUUAGGUUCUAAUAUGUUAAAGAUCUCGGUAUUAAGUAGUUUUCACCAUUCAAAUCAUUAUUUCUGAGGGAAUCGAAUUAAAACGUGUUU